Molecule: messenger RNA, 1740 nt
Organism: Neltuma alba
Lineage: Eukaryota; Viridiplantae; Streptophyta; Magnoliopsida; Fabales; Fabaceae
Product: ammonium transporter 1 member 3-like
Biological process (GO): ammonium transmembrane transport; ammonium homeostasis
Cellular component (GO): plasma membrane
Molecular function (GO): ammonium channel activity
Source: RefSeq, a predicted model, not a curated record
CCGCUAGCCCAUUGGCCAACUACCUUUCAACCUCACCCCAAUCUUCCUAUUUAUCCCUGUGCUUCAUCCUCCUCCUCUCUCGCACUCUCUGUCUCUCUACAGCACCUAGCUACUUUUCAGACUCACCAAGCCCACACACGCACACACGCAUCAUUAUCAAAUAAAGUUAUCCUCAAACUUGCUAUUUCUCUCGCCCCUUCUUCGUCUCUCUUACUCAUGGAGGCUUCAUGGGAGCAAAGUGUUGCAUACUCCCUCAACACCAUCUUCCUUCUCUUCUCUGCCUACCUCGUCUUCGUCAUGCAAAUCGGAUUCGCCAUGCUCUGUGCAGGCUCCGUCAGAGCUAAAAACGCCGUCAACAUUAUGCUCACUAAUGUUGUAGACGCCGUCGUCGGAAGCAUCUCUUUCUACCUCUUCGGCUUCGCAUUUGCCUACGGCGACGGCCCCAGUUCCAACCCUUUCAUAGGCACGGAUCUCUUUGCUCUCGUUAGCAUUCCAAACGGCACUUACGAUUACAGUUUCUAUCUUUACCAAUGGGCGUUCGCCAUAGCCGUAGCGGGCAUCACAAGUGGUUCUAUUGCUGAGAGAACCCAGUUCAGUGCUUAUCUUGUAUUCAGCUUUUUCCUUGCGGGCUUUGUGUACCCGGUCGUAGUCCACUGGGUCUGGUCUUCCAACGGUUGGCUCAGUACGAGUUCAAGCAAUCUGUUUCUGGGCUCAGGUGCGAUUGACUUCGCCGGAAGCGGAGUGGUGCAUAUGGUUGGCGCAGUGGCUGGCUUUUGGGGUUCACUAAUACUAGAACCACGGGUCGGCCGGUUUGAUGCAUUUGGCAAGCCCGUGCCGCUCCGAGGCCACAAUGCGAGUCUAGUGGUACUCGGCACGUUUCUUUUGUUUGGAUGGUUUGGAUUUAAUCCCGGCUCGUUUGAUAAUUUGGUGCCGUAUCCCGACGCAUCCGAUGAGGGUAAUUGGACGUCCAUUGGCCGAACGGCGGUUGUGACCACCUUAGCUGGUUCGACGGCGGGAAUCAUCACGUUGUUUGGCCGGCGGUUGAUAAUUGGUCACUGGGAUGCAUUUGACAUUUGCAAUGGAUUGCUUGGCGGGUUUGUUGCUAUUACCUCUGGAUGCUCCGUGGUUGAGCCAUGGGCUGCUAUUAUUUGUGGGUUUGUCUCAGCUUGGGUCUUGAUUGGGCUGAACGUAUUGGCACUAAAAUUGAACUAUGACGACCCGUUAGAGGCAGCCCAAUUACAUGGGGGGUGUGGGGCCUGGGGUUUAAUAUUCACGGGCUUGUUUGCCAAAGAGGAGUUCGUGAUUCAAGUCUACGAUAAAGGUGUGACUGGGGUGAGUAGACCCUAUGGGCUUCUAUUAGGAGGUGGAUGGGCCUUGCUUGGAGCCCAAAUUGUGGAAUUGUUGGCUAUAUUGGGCUGGGUUAGUAUCACCAUGGGCCCUCUGUUCUAUGCCUUACACAUGCUUAAGCUACUCAGAAUCUCAAAAGACGAUGAAGUUACAGGCCUUGACAUCUCAACCCACGGAGGAUCUGCUUAUUCUCAUCACGACGAAAACGUUCCUCUAUCUUACGCCGAUUAUAUGCGCGUUAGAGAUAAUCAAUCAUGAUUACGUUUCAAUAACAGUUUAGCAGUCAUAUUUUUUCAAAGCGCUGUACUGUUAAGAAAGUUGAAUUUGAAUAUCUUAUUGUUUUGCCUUUGAACACACACAAACGUCAGCCUCUUCUAUUACAUUUACAUCCAA